This is a messenger RNA of Pantherophis guttatus, 595 nucleotides long. Lineage: Eukaryota; Metazoa; Chordata; Lepidosauria; Squamata; Colubridae. The record is from RefSeq and is a predicted model, not a curated record.
AUGGCGGAUCCCCAGCCCCGCCGGCCCCGGCUAUUGAAGGGGCGCCAAAGAGGGAGAGCGCGGCGGCCGGGCCGGGUCCUAGCGCCCGCCACUCCCGGGUGGGCAAGCCCGGCUCCCCCGCCAAAGCAGCCCGGACGCCCAGAGCGCUUCUGCCCGGCCCGCGCGGGGCUUCUCAAGCAAUCAAAGGAGGGAGCGGCCUCCCCGCCCUCCUCCUCCUCCGCCCGAUCCGCGGGGCAGCCGGGCUUCCCGGGGCUUCGCUCUCGGCCCAGGCCGUUCCGGGCCGCAGCCAAGGCGCGGCGGGGCAGCCGGACUCCGGGAGCUGUGCGGCCACCGGGCCAGUCUGGGCUGCGCCGCGGCAAAGACAGCGCCCGCCAUCCCGCGGCGCCUGCGGAGCUCCUGGGGCGCACCGGGGCAGCGGCGGGGGCGGGGGGGGGCUCCGGGGAAUCCCGGCCGCCGCUCCCCCUCCUCCCCCUCCUCCCCCUCCUCCUCCUCCUCCGGCUCCGCAGCGGGCGGGGCGAGGUGGCGCGCCGCCCCGAUUGGCCGCUGCCGGCUCCGGGCCCCGCCCCGCCCGUCAAGUGACCGGGGCCCGGCGGGG